Molecule: messenger RNA, 1925 nt
Organism: Anopheles moucheti
Lineage: Eukaryota; Metazoa; Arthropoda; Insecta; Diptera; Culicidae
Gene: Su(fu)
Product: suppressor of fused homolog
Exons: 2
Coding region: 45-1439 (464 amino acids)
Cellular component (GO): cytoplasm; nucleus
Molecular function (GO): transcription factor binding
Source: RefSeq, a predicted model, not a curated record
UUAAGUUUUAUUUUACUUCUUUAACCCCCUUCAUAAUCGCUGCAAUGGCAGCAAACGUUCCAGAAAAAGAUUCUGUUCUGAAAAAACGCAUCCUGCCCCGGGGCUUACAGAAGCUCAUCGAACAAUGUUUAAAGAUCUACCCCGAUCAAACGAAUCCUCUGCAGGUGACGACCGUGUUGAAAUACUGGCUGGGUGGUUUAGAUCCGUUGGAUUACAUUAGCAUGUAUCAUAAUGCUGGUGACCCGGAGCAAAAUGUCCCACCGCACUGGCACUACGUCAGCUUUGGGCUGUCCGAUCUUCAUGGAGAUGGUCGUGUGCAUCUUGCGGACACAUCGGGCGGUCUUGAACCACGUUCCGGGAUGGGAUUUGAGCUAACCUUUCGAUUGAUAAAAACUCCUGACGCUCCUGCCAACGAACGACCACCAACAUGGCCCGCGAACUUACUGCAAUCGUUGGCCAAAUACGUAUUUCAAUCGGGCAAUCGGCUCUGCGCUGGUGACAAUAUCCCCUGGCGCCGUUCGCUCGAUGGUACUAAAGAUACAAACACGGCCAUUCAGCAUAUGCUGAUAGCGGAAGAUCCACAGCUUCCCCGUACGGAAACCCCGUUCGGUUGGGUGGACUUUCUGCAGAUCGUGGGCGUGACGAGCGAGGAGCUGGAACAGGCCUCACGCUGGAACGGUAAGGGUAUGCUUAAUCUGCUGACGAAGGAUCCAACAACGGGCGGUCCAUGGUUGAUUACGGACAUGACCCGAUCGAGCAGUGUGUUCGAGCAGUUUCCGGAAACGCUUCGGCAGCUCGAACUGGACCUGGAGAAGGAAGGAUCCGAUCUGGCCGGUGUGAAUGCCGAUUUCACCUUCAAGGAGCUGGCAAAGGGUGCCUUAACCGCAGCCAUAAAGAAAGAGGUGCUUGAUCCGGAGGAGGAUCUGUCCCGUUCUAUUUCCUGCUGCAACAUUGCGGUUAAGCACGAAUCGAAUGAAGACACGUUGGAACGGUCGACCGGCUCUACCACGUCGGAUAUGGUGAACCCGUUCGACAAUCCGAACAUUCCGUCUCGCGUCUUUCCACUGACCGGCAUCGAGCUGACGCUGGCACCGUACGCCGCCAAGUUUCUCAUGCUUGCCGUGCGCGAUCGCAUCAGGCACGGACGACACUUUACGUUCAAAGCGCAACAUAUGGCUGUCACAUUCGUUGCCGAAUCGGUGACCGGGUCGAUUGUUAAUCGCCAAACGCCGUACGCCGUGCUGGGCAGUUGGGUCCAGAUACUCAUCCCGAAUCGGUUGGUACCGCGCAUGGUGGACAGUUUCGGUGAGUUAAGCACGCGAAGUGCAGACAGUCUUAAGAUUCCGCUCACAUACGAAUGGCCGGAACAGAACCUUAAGUUCAUUAUCGACAAUCCGCCACCGGAACUGCUCAACCAGCAAGGACCGAUACUGGCAUGAAGGCUGCACCGCCGCGGUUGGAAGCAUUUUCUUGUGAAUGGGUAUUAUUACUUACAAGUGCCUUGAUAUUUUUGCACACCCGGGACCACUGGGUGUGGUAGGUUUAGUCUUAGAAUCAGAUUUAAUUUUAACACGCAGCUGCUUUCACAUUUUUAACAAAAUAAAUCUCAUAAUAUUUUUAUCAGUGUAAUCAUGAUCACUUGGUUUUGGGAUAGAUCAUCAAAAAGAGUUUCACUUAAUUCUAUCUGCUGAAUAAGGAAAAUUAUUGUUACUUCUAACGAUACUACCUGUGUGGUCAUGUUUUGCUGAAAACACGUAUGUCUAUAAUAUUAAAAAUGACAGUAGGUGGAUUUGAACUAGAGUUGUAAUGUAAAUUCAAUUUAAACGUUUUAUUUCUACUCUCCAAACAGACUUUCAAGAUUUGUUUCAGUUCAGCGAUACAAUGGCUACUAAUUAAAUUAAUAUAAUUAACAAAAAUCGGUUACU